Symbiodinium sp. CCMP2456 is the source of this 759-nucleotide messenger RNA. NCBI's taxonomy places the organism in Eukaryota, Dinophyceae, Suessiales, Symbiodiniaceae. The record is from the annotation of a GenBank genome assembly.
AUGUUGGAGUACCAAGACGAUGAGGACGAGAGCAACACCCUGCUCCUCACUGUGGAUGCCCUGAUGCGUGACUUCGCAUCCUUGGUGCAGGAGCUGAAGAUGACAGAGCUGAAGGUCAGUUCUGCUGUGGCGUUGCUUCCGCAGUUGGAGGCUUUGCCUGGUGAAGCGGCACUGGACCAGCUGGUGGACCUGCAAAGACGACACAGCGUUCUGAGGAAUAUCCUGCGUUUGGCGAUGGAAGACCUGCCCAGUAGCCCACCGCAGAUCAAGCCGCGAGUUCCAAAUGGGCAGCCAGCUGCUCAAGCUGAGCUACGAUCACUGCACUCUCCCGCUGGCACACCGAGGCGUCCUCAGACCCUGCCCCCGCUUGAGACCCGCGGCCGCUCCGGCGAAACCCCACGCCUCGGCCGUUCAGAGAGCCACCACAGUCGGGGUCGGUCCCUCAGUAGGGCCAGCAGCCAGGGCGGUCGGCCAAGCAGAGCUAGCAGCCGCGCCAGCAGCCGCGCCAGCAAUGCCAGUAACGUCAGCCGCGCAAGUCGCGUCAGUGCUGCCAGCCGCAUCAGCCGCAUCAGUCACGUCAGCCGAGCCAGCCGUGUCAGUAACCGGGCACGAAGCGUCGACGGCCGGCGCUUGCCAAAGCGAUCCAGCAGCGUCCAGUCCCUGCAGUCCAGGAUCAGAGCCUCGGUUGCAAAUAGCUCCCCCAAUUGCGUGCUAAAGAGCAAAGUAGGGUUUAGGGUUGCACCUAAGUCAAACUUCUGA